Pygocentrus nattereri (red-bellied piranha) is the source of this 4451-nucleotide messenger RNA. It is a transcript of the gene glis3, whose product is annotated as GLIS family zinc finger 3. The transcript has 11 exons. Lineage: Eukaryota; Metazoa; Chordata; Actinopteri; Characiformes; Serrasalmidae. The record is from RefSeq and is a predicted model, not a curated record. Gene Ontology annotation, cellular component: nucleus. Gene Ontology annotation, biological process: regulation of transcription by RNA polymerase II. The coding region runs from base 273 to 2969 and encodes 898 amino acids. Gene Ontology annotation, molecular function: RNA polymerase II cis-regulatory region sequence-specific DNA binding; DNA-binding transcription factor activity, RNA polymerase II-specific.
CGCGAGCUCUAACUCCCAACUUCAACUCAGCGCCGUUAGCACAGCAACUUCUUUCCUUCUCUUUUCCCUGAAAGAAAAUCCUUCCGUUCUUUAAAAUAACGCUGCAAUCCCACGACUGACAUGUCUAACUCGCUGUCGGCGGCAUCUUCUCCCCUCCUUCUCCACCAAGGUGCGUCCACUCUUCACCUCAACUCCUGCUGACGACGCUGAAGACUUCUCAGCAUGUUGCCUCUGGCCCACUGGUAUAUUUGCCUGAAGCAGCACUGAGAGAAAUGAAUGGAAAAGCUUGCAACCUCCUGGUUUCUCCCUCCAGCAUGCCUCAGUCUCUGGGGACUAUUACAGGGCAGCAGGUUCCUCACAUCCGAGUGCAUGCUAGUAGCUCGGGGGUUUCCUCAAAUCAUGGCACCCCAGGCCCAGGUACUGGAGUUUCGACAUCUGGAAGCACAGUCCUUCUACCUGCCCUGAGUCUGCACAGGCAAGUGUUGACCAAUGGGAAGCACCACAGCACCUUCAGUGUUCCGCAGUCGUCAUGGAAACAAGCAACGUCCCCUCCUGUUCCUCCCACCAACCCCAGUGCAGUGAGAUCCAGUGGCCUACAGAGUGGUAUCAAAGGUUCUCAUAGAAAACUACUGGGACAAUGUGGCAGAUCAAACCUCCAGAUGACGAGCAGUGCUAUGGUAGUCCAGAGUCUGAGCCCAGUGUCUACAGCGACUGUGCAGUCCUCUGCUGGCCACUGCCCUCCUCAUUCUCUGGGCCUUUUUGUACCCUUCACAGAUGCCAGGUCCGUGCUGUCCAGAGAGUCCCUGGCCUCCACCACCCUCAGCCUUGCAGAGAGCCAGUCGAUACGCAGCAGCAAGCUGGACUGGCCUUACGGCUACCGUGUUUUACCACCGCUGGGGGAGCAGAACAGCAUCAGUCAGAUGGCUGAAGGGAUGGAGCUACUGAAUCUUCCUCCAGGCACGUCCAUGUCUGGAGCCACCAGUAUCUCUAACCCGAACUCUCUCCCUGCUUAUCUGUUUAAGGAGGACACCAACAGUCCCCGCCAUUCUGGCCGUUGCAAGAAAAGAGCCCUGUCCAUCUCGCCUCUGUCUGAUGGUAUCGGCAUUGAUUUGAACUCCAUCAUCCGGACCUCACCCACCUCAUUGGUGGCUUACAUUAUUGGUUCCCAAAAUUCUCCAGCUUCCCAGCCCACCUGUUCACCCCUGCAGUCUGAUGUAUGUGGACAUUUCCUUGGAGUCAGAGGAAGCUGUAUUCCCAAUGCUAGCUUUGCUAACUCUAGUGCAAAAGUCAGUUCUUCACGAGGCCAAGGCUUAACCACUAACCCCCACCCCCCUGACAGACUGAGCGCCUGCAUGCAGAGAUUGGAAGAAGGGGGUGCAUGCAACAGCCAAAGAGGAGGGACUAAUCUGGUAGUGGAACAUCAGCUUCUACCUGAACAAGAGAUUAUCAUUGCAACAGCAGAACAUGUUCCUUAUAGUAACUUUGCAAACUCUCCACAUCCCCAGUUUGCAAUGGCAGCCAUUGUCAAGGCUUCUAGCCCUCCUAGGGGUCCUCCACCACCAUAUCACUCACACCAUGUACAUCGAUCACCUGGUGGUCACCUGGGGCAUGGUCAGAACCUUGCAGAUCUACACUCUGUGCCUCAUAUGGACAAUCCCAGUGUUCUGGGACAGUCCCAAGCUCUAUGCCCUAUGCUGGAGGAAGAAGAGGGGGAAGUCGAUGAUUUUAACGGUGCACACUGCUGCCAGUGGUUGGACUGUAGCGCCACCUACAGCCACAAAGAGGAGCUAGUCAAGCACAUUGAGAAGCUGCAUGUGGAUCAGCGCAAAGGAGAGGACUUCACCUGUUUCUGGGCAGGAUGUCCCAGGAGACACAAGCCUUUCAAUGCUCGUUACAAACUCCUAAUCCACAUGAGGGUACACUCUGGGGAGAAGCCAAACAAAUGCACGUUCGAGGGCUGUCAGAAGGCGUUCUCACGCCUGGAGAACCUGAAGAUCCACCUGCGGAGCCACACCGGAGAGAAGCCUUACACGUGCCAGCACCCAGGCUGUCAGAAAGCCUUCAGCAACUCCAGCGACCGAGCCAAGCACCAGCGCACACAUGUUGACACAAAACCGUACGCGUGUCAGAUUCAAGGGUGUCUGAAGCGCUACACAGAUCCAAGCUCCUUGCGCAAGCAUGUCAAAUCACACUCCACAGAGCAGCAGGCCAGGAAGAAGCUGAGAUCCAGCACAGAGCACUACCAAGACGGACUCUCAGAGUGUUUAACUAUACAGCCUUUGCAACACAGUCUGUCACCACUGGAUGUAGUUGAUAGCAAGUUGUACCAGUCUCCUGGUCUAGCCACUGAGCUGUAUACAGACGUGUUCUCCCUCAACCAGUCCGGCCAAGUGACCAGUCUACAGAACCCCAUGCAGUGUCCAGCGGUAGGUCAGGCUCAUCCCCCUCCCAGCAGCUCCCAUCACCCACUGCCUCCCUUACCUCCAGCCAACAGCAGGUUUGAUGCCCCAGCAGCACAGCAGCUGAACUGCAGGCCAGCCCACCAACCAUCUUCAGCUGCCCACUCACAUCACCACAUGGUGGCAGCCCAAAAGACCAGCAGAAUUCCAAGAUACUCAGAACGCUCCACAGCUUCCCUCCCUCCUCACCAGGAUGGUUUUCCCAGUCAUGGCCAGACGGUGUGCUCCCCUUCAUACAGUGACUCACCACAGACAGCGAAGCAGAUAUCCUCCUGUUCCAUGAUGCAUUUGGCUGGCUUUGAGGACAGUCUGGGUCCUUCAGUCACGACUCAUCAGGAAAUCGACCUGAUCCACAGAGCUCUGUCCAGCAUCACAGUGUUGGAUCAGCAGAUUAUAUCAAAGGAUACCUUGGAGGAUCGGGACCCUUCAGUGUCAGAGGACAACUACCUUCACAUACGCACUGUGGAUCGAUGCCCGAGUCAGCUUUCCUGUGUCUACACGGAGGGGUGAAAGCCAGCUGGCGAAAUCUUCUGUCCACUUGAUCAUUUGUUUAUACUGAUGAAUAAUUUCUGGUUUUCUUUCUGUUGUUUUUUUAUUGAUCACAGAGUCAAAUAUGUGAAAAGAUUUUUAAAAGAACUUGCUCCUUGAACCUACAUCUUUAAUUCUCAUAACCAAAAGAGCCAGUGUAUAAAUUUCAGUCCCAUAUUGCCAACAUAUUUUUUAUGUAGAGAAUAUGAUAUACAUACAUACAUCCAUACAUACAUACAUACAUACAUCCAUACAUAAGUUUAUUUUGUUCAUACUAUGAUCAAAGUUGCCAUAAUGUGAGAGAAGUUACUCCAAAUGUGUCUGGAAAAGCAGGGCAUUCCGGAUUUCAUUCCCGAUUUUCACAGUGUCCCCUCUCAGCUGAGUAUGUGAAUAAGAAAUAAAAAAUGCCUCAAGUUUCCACAUUAAGUGGUAAACCUGUUCAUAAUGAAUACUAAAAUAUCACAGGCUGCUUAUUCUGGUUAAUUUAGGCCACAGUUGAGAUUUCACAGCUUGGUAUCAGUGUAUCCUUUAAAACACUGGCAGUGGUUCUAAAUGCAAGGGUCAAUAGUCAGGAAUUGAAAAGGCCAACAGAAAAAAUUGCAUUGAAAAGCUGUAAUUACUAUGUUUAGCAUCACUGGUAGUCAUGGAGCCCAUUUUUAUGGUGGCUGCUAAUGGAGUUUACCAGUUUAAUUUGGGAAAGGAGGCGUUGUAAUCAUCAAGAAUCAGUGGGGAUGUAUCAAGAGGUUCGGCUUCUUCGCUCUGACCUAAAGAAACCAAAAGUCCCCACUUAACCUGUGCUCCUUUUAACAUCCAUUCAUUUUGAACCACUUCUGAAGGUCACAUAAUUUUGGAUUUCUUUUGUAAGUACCUCUGAUGUGCUUUACAACCUCAAGUUGUGUUCCAUCACACCUAUCAGCAGCACAACAGGAGGUGGAGGGCUAAAAAUAAGGAGUUUAUUGACAACAGCAGUUUACAAGAAAUUCCACCAACAUCUCUCAAGUUAUGCAGUAGUCAUGCUUUGAAAGGGAUGAGGCAUUACAGGUAGUCUGUCUCAUUUUUACAGCUGUGUCUAUAUUAAUCAGUUCUUCCCAUGUCUUCUAACUCACGUUAGGUGUCUUAUCGCAUUUAUAGGCCUGUAUAUACCCAGAAUUCAAUGCACUAGACACCUGUUGAGCUGUGCAUACAUCUGAAAAAGCGGGAAUCUACUGGAUUGGGUUCAUCAUGAGCCAAAAAUUGACUUAGAAAGCAUUGUUUGUGGUUUUAAUACUGAGUAGUUUGAUAUCCUAUAGGUCUCUUAUUUCCAUCUAACAUGUUUAACUCUACGUCUUGGCAUUUUCCAUUGUCUGUAAGUGUUUUCAAACUAUUUCUGUUUUGAGAAGGUAGGCAAUUAUUUAAUCUGUGCAACUGUCACAGAACAAAACACAUUAAACACUAUAUUAAACUUUUCUCACUGUGCCUUAAUCA